GCAUCGGAUGAUUGCGGACCUGGGGCUAACUUCACACACAACAAGGCAGCCGUUUGAAACCAUGUGAAAAAGUAUCGCAACGAUUGAUUUCGAUUUUUGUUUGCUUCAUAAGAACGAAUACAGUAACACAAAAAUGUCCGACGACGAAGAGCCACCGGGCGGUCGAAUGUUUGCAUUCACCAACGGUUACAACAGUCCGGAACGGAAACAAUACGAGUUCAGCUUUGCCCUGCCGGCCCCACCGAUUCCAUCGCCCCAGAUCCAACCGAUGGACGUAGACACUUCGGGACCGAUUCAGCUACCCGAGGAGACACCCCUCGAGCAGGUUGUGGGCGAAAAAAAGCGAAAACUGAACAAUGGCAAGGUGAGAAAAACGAUUAGGAAAUUGGGCCAGGAAAUCAAUGGACGCGCAAACGGGGGCAUAAACGGAGGAUUGAUGCAUGAAUUGCUCCAGCCACGCACCCUGCUGAUCUGUUCGAUUGUCGUGUUAGUGGUGGCAACGCUGUUUGGUGUUCUUACCAGUGAAGAUCUGCGACAGGAUGUUUACAAAGGAUACCGAAAACAAUAUCAGCUGCUGUUCUACGGAGUCGAGAAUUACUGCACCCAAGAGCUGAACCUCUCCAACGUAAGCCGAGCAUUGCAAAACAAUUUGGUAGGACAAAAGCAGGCAGUUUCUCGCAUAGAGCAUUUCGUCUACCAAAAUCGGAACCGUGAAUAUUCUUCGCUGGCGCUGAUUGGUCCCACCGGUGUUGGCAAGAGUCUGGCAGCGGAACUGAUUGCGGAAAGCUGGCAAUGGCAUCUGAAUGUGCAUCGGUUUCUAACCCACAUACGGCCGGGAGAUUUAUUUUACAAUUUUCAACAGUUUUUACACUCGAUCCGAGAUGGAAAAGAGGUGGAAUUCAAAUGUGGCCAUAAUUUGCUGAUAGUUGAACAGCUCGAGAUCGAUGACAUUCCGGUGGCUAACAAGAUUGACGAGCGGCUCCAGUUUGUAGCGGCCAAAGAUGGCGUACAGCUGACGACGCUGUUCGUGUUCCAAGGAACAGUGGCACGGGAUGAGAACAAAUUUGCAGAAUUGAACAUAGGCAUCGAACGGAUUCCGCUGCGAGCACUGACGGAAGCAGAUUUGGAGCAUUGCCUGCGACUGGAAGCGAAGCAGCUCGGGGUGAAUUUGGAUGCGCACCCACUGCUGCAACCACUCGUGUUGGCCAGUGUGGAUGUAACCAAUUACGGCUGCAAACCCGUUAAAGCUAAACUCACUUUGCAUAGUUAUACUUUCAAUCAAUCGACUGAGGCUUAGGUUAUUGGAUCCGCUAUCGGAUCACAAUUCGCGAGAGUGAAAAGAAAUAUACGUUUCGUUUAGUGAAUAAAAUCACGAUUCUGUUCUGGGUGAUAUUAAUGGGAACGAUAUUAUUUGAAUUAUUUUUAACACUGUUUGAAUUGCAAUUAUCCGUUAAGACAAUAAAUGAAUAAUAAUUGUUACUUUUUUUUCCUAAUAAAAUGUUUAUUGUAUUUACCAAACUAAACACAAAACAUUCAUAGUCUCGGAAAUUUAAGUCAGAACAUAAGCGGUAAUUUACUUAAAUACUUGUACUAAAACAACACAUAAAAUAUUCUAAACUACGUACAACAACUAAGUAGGCGUGUUCUACAGAGCAAGUGUACACAAUGGCGGCUAGCAGGAAACAAUACAACAACACGUCAAGCUCGACAACACAACAGUGGACAGGUGGACAGAUCCACGUUCCGGGCAGCCGCAGCGGCAGCUAGGGAGGAUUCGUGUUCCGGCAGUCUUACCUUGUUGAGCGCAGCCAGCACUUUGUCCGGCAUGUGGUCCUGGACCAUCACGGGGGAGAUGAGCACCUCGUCGAAGUCGGUGUUGUUCGCCCAAAUUGCCUGGUAGACGGGUUCGUGCUUCUUCAGCAUCUGUCUGCUGUGCGCAGAUGUGCGCAGAGGCGGCCAAAUAGAACGAGAGAGAGAGAGAAGGAAGACGAUUAUGUGUAGUUCAAUGUAUUGACUCGCUGACGGAUUGCGGGAAAUAAAUGUAAUAAUAUAACAUUCGUAAGUAUAAUAUAAAUCGAUUAACACUACUAUCGGAAACUAAAACUUAGUAAACGCUAAAUAUUCAGAGACUGAUCUACAGCUAAUAGUGGAACAACUUAG
Molecule: messenger RNA, 2160 nt
Organism: Toxorhynchites rutilus septentrionalis
Lineage: Eukaryota; Metazoa; Arthropoda; Insecta; Diptera; Culicidae
Exons: 2
Coding region: 134-1297 (387 amino acids)
Source: RefSeq, a predicted model, not a curated record